UAUAAAGAGCAGUCGAUAACAUUAGUUCAAAGUGGUAGCACCUGACUGUGCUUUUAUAAGAACAAUCAAGAGCAUCACAUCUUGUUUGCUUACUGUUGCUUGACGAAAUCAAGAGAGAUACUCGUACAUAUAUGUAUGGCAAUAUGCAUAAGUAGUAGUGUGGCUAAAUGUACAUGUGAAUACUAUAAAGUGAGAAGAGAGAGAGAGAGAGAGAGUGAACACAUUGAGCAUACGCGCAAUAGCAUCCAAAAGAGCAAAAUUGUGACGUUCUUGCCGUUUACUUGUUAGUAUGACAGCAAUAACGUUGCUAAUACGUGAACUUUACGAUCUGUCGGAUGCAUUUUGGCACAACCAAUUUCAUUUCGAACGAAGUUUACGUUACUACCAUACAAAGCGACGGCUACAACUGUUUCAUUUCCACUGUCGAGAACACUGGAUGCGUGAGUAUAAGAAAAACAGAUUGGGAUACGAAUAUAACCAAACAGACAGCAUGCAACAUGCUGGGGACACAAGCAUCGAUUUUGCAGCCAUUGAGGCGAGUACGUGUUAUCAGGCUAUUGGAAAUUUUGACCGUCAGCAACUAAAUGACUUGAAUGACAUCGAAAUCGUUGAUGGCAAGGAAUUCAAUGCGUCUUUUUAUGAAUAUUCUGAUGCACAGCCCAAGUUUCAGACAGAUCAAAUCGGUGAACUUGUCGAAGGCGUUAGUUUCACGUUCACAGGAAAAAUUCCCAUUAACUGCGAGAGGUUUUCCAUUAACUUUGUGUAUAAUAAUGAGGCAAGGGAUAUCGCUCUUCACAUAAAUCCUCGCCUACCGCAAAACUACAUUGUACGCAAUACCAAAGUAUACGACGUAUGGGGUCGUGAGGAAGUUUCUUCGGCAUUACCUUUUUUGCUUCGUCGUGGUGACAAAUUCGCUAUUCAAGUGCUAAUUACAAGCGCUUGCUAUAUGAUAUCGGUAAAUGGGCACCAUUUUGCUGAAUAUGCUCAUCGUCUUCCCUAUGGCAAUGUUAAAAUUCUUGAGGUAAAAGGCGACGUGGAGGAAAUAGGGAUGGAACGUACCAUAGUUCAAAGCUAUCCAAAACGCUUGCCCGAAUCUGCAGCCCGCUCGAUCGAUGCGCAUCUCGAUUCAGAAAAGGAUGAAGUUGAUUGCAAUGUGAAUAAGAAUAUAACAAAUACAAUACCGCAUGAAUGGUGCCUAAUCAACUCUAAACUGUCGGAUAAUUCACCAAAGAACAAUUGCAAUACCUCUGAUCUAGGACUAACUCUUCCAUACUAUGGUACAUUGUUGCCGAAAUCUUUAAAAGAAGGCAGAUGCCUAAAGAUUGAGGGCCGUGUUCGUUUGUUGCCACAUUCGUUUUACAUCAAUUUACAACAAGGUCAAAACAUUUGGCCACAUCCUAUUAUUGCAUUCCAUUUAAAUCCACGGUUCUCGCAAACAAGCAACGGGGCUAUAGGUAAGGCUAUAGUUUGCCGUAACGCUUGGUACAAUGGUGGCUGGGCUCAAGAGGAACGCUCUGAGCUAGAUACCAAUUUAAGACCAGGUCGCACGUUUUGCUUGGCGAUCGUGUGCUCCCACGAUUCUUUUGAGGUCUAUGUCAAUAAUCAGUUUAUUACUGAGUUUAAGUAUCAAAUUAAACCAGAUAUGAUCGAUACGGUUUAUAUACAAGGCGAUGUAAAACUUUGGAAGGUAACUCUCGAGCUCAAUCCCAUAAUCAAAGGCAAAAAUAUACGCAUCUAUCACAAUCCUUUGUACACAGAAGAGAGUUAGC
Molecule: messenger RNA, 1769 nt
Organism: Drosophila sulfurigaster albostrigata
Lineage: Eukaryota; Metazoa; Arthropoda; Insecta; Diptera; Drosophilidae
Product: galectin-9
Exons: 3
Coding region: 290-1768 (492 amino acids)
Molecular function (GO): carbohydrate binding; galactoside binding
Source: RefSeq, a predicted model, not a curated record